CAAGCGGAGCAGUAGGCUCCUUAGCCACCCCCCGUCCCGAUACCCGGGUCAUAUUUUAAGAGGUGAUAUCAUCAAAAUUUAGGGCGAUUAAAAGUUAGGGUGGAAGUCUCCGUGACGUUUCACUUAUUAGUUUUCUCUUAACACCUCUGUUUUCGAAAAAGUGACGUGCUCCCCACGCGCGACAAUGGAGGUGCUAGAAUCUUUCCCACCUCCUGAAAACUUAACGGCGGCUGUCGUGCACCCAUUAUGCGAAGAAUGGAAGGGGGGAUCCGAGGUUGCCAUCUUCCACCUCGCCAGUAUCUUCCUUGUUUUGGGGUUCAUGGGAGGGAGCGGGUUCUAUGGGCUCCUCUACUUGUUUACCUUUCUGACGCUCGGUUUCUUCUGCACAACCAUUUGGUCAUGGUCGGACGCGUGCACCACCGACACCUUUUUGUGGAAUUUCGCUCUCUUUGGGGUAUGUGCAGUUCAAGUUGUGCUUGUCGCCUACCGACUGAGGAACGUUACUUUCGAAAAGGAGUUUCAAGAUCUGUACAGCUACCUGUUCAAAAAGCUGGGGGUGUCGCUCACCCACUUCGGCAAGAUAGUCGCCUGUUGUGAAGGAGACAUCCACACUAUAGAGAAAGACCACUGUUUUGCCAUGGAGGGCAAGACUGCAAUUGAUAAGCUGUCCGUUCUUCUGUCCGGCAGAAUUCGUGUGACAGUAAAUGGAGAGUUUUUACAUGACAUAUAUCCUUUUCAGUUUCUCGAUUCACCUGAAUGGGACUCUCUCCGGCCGUCAGAGGAGGGCGUUUUCCAGGUGACCCUGCGUGCAGAUAAUUGCUGUAGGUACGUUUCUUGGAGACGUAAGAAACUGUACCUACUCUUCGCCAAACACCGCUACAUCGCCAAGGUCUUUGCGCUCGUGGUGCGGAAUGACAUCGCGGACAAGCUGUACUCCCUCAACGACAAGGCGUUCGACAGCCGCGGGUUCCGAUAUGAUCUCCGGUUACCCACCUACUGUCACGUGCCCCCGUGGCCUGAAUUAGACCGGACAGAUGCGUUCCUACGAGUCCCAGCGCAAUAUGACCAUGGACACCGUGCCCGUGUCCCUAUAACUAUAACAGCACCGAAAGAGACUGUCUCGUGACUGGAAUGGAACUCUUUGAUGUUUGUUUUUCAUUAAUGGGUGUUGUUUUUGUCUGUUUAUUAUCCUCAAGCGCUUAGGCUAUAGAUAGGGCAUAAGCUACGUAAUUUACGCAUCAACAUAGAAUACAUUGUAGCACAUCAAGUAACCCUCCACUUGGUUUCCCAUACAUAAUGCAAUAGGCGCGCGUGUGUGUGUGUGUGUGUGUGUGUGUGUGUGUGUGUGUGUGUGUGUGUGUGUGUGUGUGUGUGUGUGUGUGUGUGUGUGUGUGUGUGUGUGUGUGUGUGUGUGUGUGUGUGUGUGUGUGUGUGUGUGUGUGUGUGUGUGUGUGAGAGAGAGAGAGAUUUUCUCUGCAUCAAAAUACCAGCGAAAUGUUACCCCUGAUUCCUGCUUAUGUUUUAUAGUGCACUUUACUAUCUGUCUUAAAUUGAGACUGUAUAUUUUUUAUUUCCUUACUGAGUUUUUUUGGUCGAUAUUUGUGUUUAAUCGUAAUAAAUGAUUAACAAUGCAAUGUAA
Molecule: messenger RNA, 1639 nt
Organism: Oncorhynchus gorbuscha (pink salmon)
Lineage: Eukaryota; Metazoa; Chordata; Actinopteri; Salmoniformes; Salmonidae
Product: popeye domain-containing protein 3-like
Exons: 3
Coding region: 185-1126 (313 amino acids)
Cellular component (GO): sarcolemma
Molecular function (GO): cAMP binding
Source: RefSeq, a predicted model, not a curated record